Hibiscus syriacus is the source of this 567-nucleotide messenger RNA. Its product is annotated as 50S ribosomal protein L30-like. Bases 30 to 362 code for a protein of 110 amino acids. Gene Ontology annotation, cellular component: large ribosomal subunit; mitochondrion. Gene Ontology annotation, biological process: translation. NCBI's taxonomy places the organism in Eukaryota, Viridiplantae, Streptophyta, Magnoliopsida, Malvales, Malvaceae. The transcript has 2 exons. Gene Ontology annotation, molecular function: structural constituent of ribosome. The record is from RefSeq and is a predicted model, not a curated record.
GUUGUGUUCAGUGUAGUGAGGAAGAAGAAAUGAGUGCUUUCAAUAAGUUCAAAGCUAGUGUUCCCGUUGCAUGGAGUCCGAACCUCUAUAUAACCCUUGUGAGGGGAAUUCCCGGCACCAGAAGGCUUCAUAGGCGCACUCUGGAAGCACUACGCCUAGGCAAAUGUAACCGCACUGUCAUGAGGUGGAACACCCCCACUGUCCGGGGAAUGCUUCAGCAGGUGAAGAGGUUGGUUGUGGUUGAGACGGAAGAAAUGUUUAAGGCACGUAAAGCAAAUGAAGCCGAACACCGAGCACUACGCCCCCCUAUUGUCAUUAGUCAUCUUCCAGCUUCUGCAACCAACUCCUCUAAGCAGCCUUAGAAGGUCUCUAACAGUUAGCAGGUGAAGUCAAGUAACUUCGUGUUAAGAUCUAGCUGAGAUUCGAAUUAUGGAAAUUUGAGGUCGAAACGCACGUUUACCGUGCUUCUUAAGGUUUAUUUAAGUGUUUUCAACAUGUUUGAAGGAAAUAAUCAAGUAUAAAAUGGUGAAACUUGAAAUAUUAAUGUAUUGAACCUUUUGUUCUCCA